AUGUACAUUAUUGCCCACAAGAAGAAAGAUGGAUCAUUUGUGAACGAAGAGGCUAGACAACAGAUUGAACAACUUGAAAGGGAAGUUGACAACAAUGCUUCUGAAGAAGAUGCAUUCACAACUGUAAUUGGAAAAGAGCAUCAUGGAUAUGUACGAGGCAUGGAUUUCGGUGUUUGCCUCUCUAAAGUCUUCAAAGGUUUUGGGAGUACAUCAAUCAAUGGUUCUUUUGCACAAGUUAACAAGCUUCAAUUAGAAUUGGAAACAGAGCGUGCUAGAGUUGAUACUUUGGUACAAGAAGUUGAAAGAUUUAAAGGUUUAGAAGAACAGCUUACAUUUGUUAUGCAACAAUUGACUGGCCAAGGAUUUAAUCGGGUUACCGAUUUAGGCUCUCCAAACGAACCAAGGCGAUCUUCGUCCGCUAGUCAUAAUCCCGAAAACAAAGGACCGUCUUCUUAG
Molecule: messenger RNA, 456 nt
Organism: Lotus japonicus
Lineage: Eukaryota; Viridiplantae; Streptophyta; Magnoliopsida; Fabales; Fabaceae
Exons: 3
Coding region: 1-456 (151 amino acids)
Source: RefSeq, a predicted model, not a curated record